CAUAAAGGACGAAAAAAGCAUCUUCACGUCGUUUAAAUAUACAUGUAUACAUGCAGUCAUAAACCUUAAAUACUGUUCGUUAUCUCCAUAUAUUUCAUCAUCCUUACCUCUUUUUUCGAAACUAUAUGGAACUACAUCAGUUCUAUAAACAUAACAGAGUUUUGCAAAUUGAUUUUGCAAUUGAGAAUUUCUUUUCUUAAAAAAAAUCCAGGACAUUAAAAUUUUUAAUUCAGCUUUUUUAAUUAAUUUUUUUUAUUCAUGGCGCUAAACUAAAACAAAGGCAGACGGAAUUUGAAUGACAGGUUUAAUUGACACAACAUACAUAAAUGCAUGUGAUGAAAUAAUCACAUAUUAAAGAAAUCCAGGGAAUUCCUUUGUGUAUCUACGCGUGCGUAAAAUUGCGCACAUAUACAUGAAGAAUUUUCCUUACAUUUUGCAAUGAAGUGUCUUGUAAAUCAAACAACAAAGUUUAAUUCUUGAUAGUCGUUCUACGUUCAUUGAAGUACAGGGGACUUUGCAGUUAAAGCAGAAUGUGAGUGUCCGAUUUUUCCACAAUUUGGGGUAUGUUUUGGUCGAUCCUCUGCAAGGCCAUCAUUGGAAUUUUUCUCUGCGUCUUUAUACCAGUACACUUUUAUACUGUGUGCAUAGAACCAAUAAUUAAAUGUAUAAAGAAGAAGUUGAACCGCAGGACUGGGGACACACGAGUAGAUGCCCAAGAACAAUCAUGCAACAUACCCCCCGAGAACAACACGAGAGAGCAGGAAGCAGAGGCAAGGGAGAGAAGGAAUAGAUUGAGUAGUACAGAAAACCCUAUUGUGGGGCAGCCAGCAAGAGAAACUCCAAUAUGCCGCCCAGAGAACACCGUCAACCUACCUUACAUGAACCAGAAUACCGAACGGAUACCGAUAGCCGAAUCACGAGAGAGAAAUGAAAGAUUGCGAAAUGGAGAAACACUCAUUUGGAGGGAGCCAACAGACUACUCUCCGGGACAAACCAUCAGUUUACCUCUCGAGAACCAAAUUGGACAAGAGGAAGCAGAGGCAAGGGAGAGUAGUCCUAAUAGAUUGAUUUACCGUAUAAUAUACCCCUCGGGGCACGUCGUCAACCUACCUCACAUGAACCAGAAUUCAGAAAGUUUAAGUUGGAUAUCGACUGACGAAUCACAAGAGAGGAGGGCUUCACGAUUGUGCAGUGAGGAAUAUCACAUAAUUUUUACGGAGCCAAGACACUUUUCCUCGGGACACACCGUCAGUUUACCCCUCGAGAACAACAUUGUACAAGAAGAACCCGACUUUACUACUGAUCAGCAACCAAUUUAUACCAUCUGUGCAGAGGUAAUAGAGGAACUGCCAACAAAUAAUGAUAAUGAAAGGAGAGAGGAAUUUCAGCCUGAUGUGAAUUGGACUCUUGUGAGGGAACUAUCGAACAGUUCGCCCCUCCCGCCAUCGUAUGAUGACGUCAUAAGUAGGCCGCCCCCGUCCUAUGACGAAACAUUGCAAUAAAAGGAAAUGAAAUGGCUAAGUUAUAGAAAUGUUCUUCCAAAUUUUUACUACAAAUAUGUGGCUCAUAUUUUUACAAUAAAUGUAU
Saccostrea cuccullata (small rock oyster) is the source of this 1587-nucleotide messenger RNA. RefSeq lists its product as uncharacterized. The coding region runs from base 564 to 1502 and encodes 312 amino acids. NCBI's taxonomy places the organism in Eukaryota, Metazoa, Mollusca, Bivalvia, Ostreida, Ostreidae. The transcript is spliced from 9 exons. The record is from RefSeq and is a predicted model, not a curated record.